This is a messenger RNA of Blepharisma stoltei, 381 nucleotides long. The record is from the annotation of a GenBank genome assembly. NCBI's taxonomy places the organism in Eukaryota, Ciliophora, Heterotrichea, Heterotrichida, Blepharismidae.
AUGGAAAACUUUUCAUCUAAAAAAGUUGAUGCGACUUUAGAAGAAGACAAAUUUAACGUGUUUUACAAGGAUUUUUAUGAAGUAAAGCUUAAGCCUUAUAUCAAAAAGGUAAAGUACAAUAAUUUUAACUGUUCAGUUAGCUGCAUCAAUGAUAAAGAAGUCAAUCAAGAGUGCUUAGCUAAUUGUGGAGUAAAAGAAAAGAAUUUUUUUCAGCAUAUAGAAGAUCUACUUUUACCCAGGAUAGCACACUAUGAGAAGUGCUUUGAUGCUUGUGAAGGCAAGGAGGAUAAUGCAAAAUGCGUGGAAAAAUGCUGUAGUGAGACUCUGGAAUUAUUAAAACAAAUUGACGUACAUAAAGAAAUGGGACAAUUUAUUAACUAA